Scophthalmus maximus (turbot) is the source of this 1916-nucleotide messenger RNA. RefSeq names its product G protein-coupled receptor 3 (gene gpr3). Gene Ontology annotation, cellular component: membrane. The transcript is spliced from 2 exons. The record is from RefSeq and is a predicted model, not a curated record. Bases 310 to 1302 code for a protein of 330 amino acids. Gene Ontology annotation, biological process: G protein-coupled receptor signaling pathway. NCBI's taxonomy places the organism in Eukaryota, Metazoa, Chordata, Actinopteri, Pleuronectiformes, Scophthalmidae. Gene Ontology annotation, molecular function: G protein-coupled receptor activity.
UGGACGAGUCCGCGCGCAAGAGGAUCCAUUCUGCCUCCCGUACGCGCUCCGGAGAGACUGAAGAAAAGGGAGAUGCGAGAGGCGGCAAGUGAGAGUUUGGCGCGACUCGGAUGAAGCACGGAGCCUCAGAUACUCGGGGACUGUUCCUCCUCUUUAAAACUGGUGCCGAGCAUCGCAGCGGACAGCUUCACCUCGCCUCCAUCGUUUGGCUUGGAUCGUCUCAGAGAAAAAAAACCUCUGGUCAGGUCCUUCAAAGGAAUCAACGCCAUUGCGUUUAUAAGGUUGUGUUUGUGUUACUACUGACCGGCCAUGAUCCUGAACGCCUCUGACCUGGGCUGGGAGGAGUCCUCAGGUGCAGACCCCUUCUUCCCUGUGGACCAGCAGGACAACCCUUCAUCCUAUGAGGUCCCGCCCCUCACGGUGUGGGGCGUGGCCCUGUGUGUUUCAGGAACUCUCAUCGCCGCCGAGAAUGCCAUCGUUGUCACCACCAUCUUGGCCACCCCGUCUCUACGCGCCCCCGUGUUCCUGCUGCUGGCCAGCCUCGGACUGGCGGAUCUCCUGGCAGGAGUCGCCUUGAUCCUUCACUUCCUCUUCCAUUUCUGUGUGGAGCCCAGUGAUUGGUCAGAAUUGCUGACCUCGGGACUGCUGGUAACAUCACUCACUGCCUCACUGUGCAGCCUGAUGGGCGUUGCCCUGGACCGUUACCUGUCUCUGAGCCACGCCCUCACCUAUGGCUCAGGCGAAUCACGUCGCAGAGCUGCCGGCCUCCUGCUGCUGGUCUGGUUGGGUGCAUGUGUCAUCGGGGCGGGGCCAGCAAUGGGAUGGCACUGUCUGGGAGAGCCCGACUCCUGUUCUGUAGCACGGCCCCUCACGCGGGCAUACCUGUCACUGCUGUGUGGAGGCUUCCUUGUGGUUGUCAUGGUUACCCUGCAAUUGUAUGCUGGGAUCUGCCGCGUGGCAAGGCGCCACGCCCACGCCAUCGCCACCCAGAGGCACUUCCUCCCUGCCACACAUUCAUAUGCAAGCAAACACAGCAGUGGGCGGGGCUUCUCUCGGUUGAUCCUGGUCCUCAGUGUGUUUGUGGGCUGCUGGAUGCCCUUCUCCCUCUGGGGGCUGCUGGGAGACGCGUCCAGCCCUCCUCUCUACACCUACGCCACCUUGGUGCCAGCAGCAGGCAGCUCCCUGCUGAACCCCAUCCUCUACAGUCUGAGAAAUAAAGACAUUCGCAAGGUGCUGCUUCAGGCCUGUUGCCCCAACAGAUGCACACACAACACACACAUACACAACCCCGUGGAUGUGUAGACUGCCAAAUCCUUGCCAGAGUCGAAACGACACACAAUCUAUGCUAGACAUAUCACUGUUUGUGUGCCAAGAUACACACAUAGCUGCAUUGACUGUCAUCCAAAUCCAGAACAUGAAGCCUCACACACACACACACACACACACUCCCACGCACACAAGCAGCACUUUUCUGAGAGCAGUUGUCCUCCUGCAGAUCAGAAUGUACUGGACUGCCCUCACAGGCAGCUCGGCUGUUGCCACAAAGAUUGAACGUACUGUAUUCUGUGCACUUUGUGCCUCAUCUAACUGUCAAUUGUAGCUCCCCCGAAGAAACAAUCACAGGGAUGUUAUAUGUAUAACCCCACUCAUAAAAAGUGGAAUUUAAUGACCAUCAGCACUUUAAGAGAAAAAUAAGGGAUGGGUUUGAAAUGUAAGCCUAAUCACAGCGUAAUGAGAAAAAGAUCCAAAGCCCACUCUUAUUUACUUACACACCGUGUUCUAGAUCUUUGAGAUUCUAUUUUGCACAUGCUGUUAAAGGCACUUUGAAAGGUACUGACCAUAUGUUCGUGUUGCACAACCUUUUUUGAAAUGAAUUAAUAUUUUAUACAAAUGAAUAAAAAAUGUGCUUUUUUCUA